Molecule: messenger RNA, 2559 nt
Organism: Rhagoletis zephyria (snowberry fruit fly)
Lineage: Eukaryota; Metazoa; Arthropoda; Insecta; Diptera; Tephritidae
Source: RefSeq, a predicted model, not a curated record
AUGACCAACAAUCACAAUCACAACAACAACAACAACAGCACCCAACAAACGACCGUCUCCUCCUCCUCUUCAGCUUCCGUCUCCUCCUCGUCAGCCUCAGCCUCAGCCUCGACGCCGAUGGAGUACGAGGCGAAUCUGGCGGCGGCGAAGGAGCGCCUGGCGCUGCAGGAGGCCAAGAUUCGACAGCUGCAACUGCUGCGCGCCCAGAUCGGCAAGCAGAGGGGCUCCAAUGCCAACAUCUGCUCCGAAGUGGAGACCAUCAAGAUUCUGUACCGGGAGAAGGAGCGCGAGCUGACGGUGGCCAUGGGCAAGAUCGAUGCACUGACGCGCCAGUUGGAGGAGCUGAAGAGGGGCAACUGUCGAAACAGCUACAGCCUGCUCACUAACAGUAACAACAACAACAACAACAACAACAGGGCCAGCCAGCAGACGCAGGGCCUCGAGCUGGAGAAACUGAGACAGGAGUUGCUGCACAAGAACAAGCUCGCCAAGCAGCAGGACGAGGAGCUGCUGUUCAAGCGAAAGGCCCUCUACAAGCGACAGGCGGACAUGCUGGCCAUCGAACAGAGGGUUACCGAGCUGAGGUCGAGGCUGGCGAGGAAGCGACAGCUCAAUCAGCAGAUGAUUGGCAGUGGAGGAGGGGCCAGCAGAACGACAGCGGAGAACAACAGCAGCAACAACAGCUCCUCUGGUCAGCACCUUCCAACAAACUCCAAAGAUCAGACUGAGGUGUCCUCCACCACGACGACCACCGCCUCAACUGCGCUCUUUAACGGAAAGACGGGAGUUUUGAGGAGUUCCCUCGGUGGUACUGGCGCUUGCAGUGCCACCACCUACAAAGUGCCAUCCUCCUCUUCCAGUUCCUAUGUGAGCAAGCCAAACAACAACAACAACAGCAACGCAUCAUCCGCCUCACAGCUGUCGCCAAACAUUGCCACCGUUGAGCCGCUUCAACGGCUCAAACAGCAGCAGCAGCAGCAACAACAGAAGCAGCAACAGGAAACGAUGCUCAAGCAAUUUGACUUUGUUCCUCCCACCAUUGACCAUCAGCAGCAACAGCAGCAGCACUCUCUGAGCGGCAGCAAAUCUGGACGGUCGUGCUCCUCUGCUGAGAACAGCACCCUCUCCACGCCCACCUCUGGCGUCUACUCCUCCUCGGACAUCUUUCUGCAGGAGGAGGAGGAGGAGGAGGGCAAAGGUCACUGCUCCUCCUCCUCACUGCUGCUCAGUUCAGUUGAGUCAGAGGUGAGCAGCUCGGACCUGGUGACCAUGGAGUUUGAGGAGGACAUCGCCGAGGAGGAGGAGGCGGAGGAGGAGCAGUUUGAGGAGAACCGGCGGAAUGAGGAGCUUGAAGAGAAGAGCGGCCGAAGUACCUCGGUCAGUGAAAUUGUCAACCGCCUCAACCAGUGGUCGGUGAGCAGCGGGGAGAGCAGUAGUAGCACCGACUGGGAGAAGAACAGGCGACGGCCAGUGGUGGCAGACAUGGAGAAGCAGUUGAUGAACAGCAGGGAGAAGGAGUCGACGACGACGAUCAAAGACAGAAGUGCCAAUUCACCGCCCGAACAAAAACAGAGGAGCAAAAGCUCAACAACAACAACCGCCGCCGCUGCCGCCAAACAGGAUCUGGCCAACAAUAACAACAAAAACAACAAUUGUACAGCGGAUGUGACGUCCACUGACGUCGAUGACAACGGAAAUGAAAACAAGAAGAACAAGAUGACGACCAUGAGCAAGCCAAAACGGAUGAAGGGCAGUCUGAAGUUGAGUGGAAAGCAAGAGAAUGAGAACGGAAAGAAAAAGGCACCACUCGGUCGGCGGGUCAGCUUCGAUCCACUCGCCCUCCUCCUCGAUGCCGCGCUCGAGGGCGAGCUGGAGCUGGUGAAGAAAACCUCCAGAGAGGUGCCCAAUCCGAGUGCCUCCAAUGACGAGUCCAUCACCGCCCUGCACAACGCCACCUGUGCCGGUCACUUUGACAUAGUGCAGUACCUGGUGGAGAUUGGCUGUGAUGUCAAUGCACAGGACAAUGACGGAUGGACGCCGCUGCACUGUGCCGCCUCGUGCAACAACCUGCCGAUGAUUCGGUACCUGGUGGGCGCCGGUGCCUGUCCCUACGCGGCCACCUUCUCCGACCGAGAGACGGCGGCGGAGAAGUGCGAGGAGGACGAGGACGGAUUCGACGGAUGUUCGCAGUACCUUUUUGGCAUCCAAGAUCAGAUUGGCAGCAUCAACGGCGGUCUGGUGUACGCGCAGUACGACUACGAGGCGGUCAAUGAGGAUGAGCUCAGCUUCAGACAGGGCGAUCGGGUGCAGGUGCUGAGGAAGGUCGACGAGGUGGAGAAGGGCUGGUGGUGGGCGAGGAAGGUCUGUAAGGCCAAUCAACAGGAGGAGGACAAUCACCAGCAGAAAGAAGAGGAGAAGGAUGGGCAGAAGGAGGGAUUCAUUCCGAGGAAUCUCUUUUCGCCUGUACCAGAUUCGCCUUCAGCUGAAGCUGCCCAACUGCAAAGUGCCGCACCGGGUGGAAGUGCUCAGCAACAACACCAACAACAACAAUGGCAGUAG